UAGAAUUCUAGAAUUAUUUCAACUGAAAUUAAAUUUAGAGCAGAUCUUAGUGAAAUGAUUAUCAAGAAAAUUUUCCCAAUAACACUGGCAUGUUUUUAGAAGUUUUCAAUAUAUCUGCUACAGUUUUGUGCAUAUUAUUUCUCAUUGGACACAGAAAAUGUGACACAAUCCAAAAUAGCAAACACCAUGCAGAACUAAUGAUGGACUUACUUCAACCCUACAAAAAUUAUCAUGGACAACGUUUGAAAAAAUCCAAUAGACACAUAAGAGAAUGUCAAGAGAUAAAAUAUGGCAAUGUUACUCAUUCGAAAGUUAAAGUCAAACCAGAUACAAAUAUAUCUUACCCCUUAGUAGAAGUUAAACAUUUAACUAAAGAAAUUGGUUCAUAUUAUUAUAAAAAUCCUGUAACAAUAAGAUAUCAAAGGGUUGAUUUUCCUUUAAAUACUCUGUCAGUGUUAGAACCAGGAGAACCAGGAACAUGUCGGGAGGGCCAUGGCACCAGAUCUAUAACUAGUAAAACGGCAUUGAGUGGCAACUGUAUUGUAGGGGUAAAUGGUGGAUUUUUCAAUACAACCACUGGUGCUUGUUUAGGAAACAUAGUUAGUAAUGGUAGAUUAGUACAAGAUUCACAAGGUUUACAGAAUGCUCACUUUGGUAUCACAGAAGAUGGGUAUAUCUAUGUUGGAUAUUUAUCAGAACUAGAUUUGAUAACUCAACAGUUUAAACAGUUACUAGGUGGUGUUUUAUGGUUGAUACGAGAUGGAGAAAAGUAUAUUGAUAAAAGUAAACAAAUGGAAUGUCCUGAUGUUGAGGAAACAGGCACAAUUGAAACAUUUAUAGAGGUACAAUCAGCUAGAUCAGCUGUUGGUCAUGAUAAAGAUGGCAGAGUUAUAAUGGUACAAGUGGAUGGUAAAACAAAUGCUAGAGGAGUAAAUCUACAUGAGUUUACAGAUAUAUUACUAGAACUAGGUGUUGUUAAUGCUAUCAAUUUAGAUGGUGGAGGUUCAACUACUACAGUUAUAAAUCAUACCUUAGUUAAUUAUCCUUCUGAUAAAUGUGCUGAUGGUACAUUUAGUUGUGAAAGAGAAAUAUCAACUAUAUUGUGUGUUCACGAACCAGAAUGUCAACCUAAUGACUGUAAUCAACAUGGUCAUUGUGUACUGGGUAAAUGUGUCUGUGAUGGAUAUUGGGUAGGAUCAGAUUGUUCUAGCCUUUCAUGUCCAUUCUCUUGUAGUCAUCAUGGUACAUGUACUAAAGAUGGUUGUAUAUGUGAUGAUGGGUGGUAUGGAAUAAACUGUUCUACACCCUGUAAACCAGGUUAUUAUGGUAGUAAUUGUGCUCAUCAAUGUUAUUGUUUAAAUCAUGGUACUUGUAAUAGUCAAACUGGUCAUUGUGUUUGUUCACCUGGUUUUACUGGAAAAUACUGUGAAUCUUUAUGUGAAUUUGGUUACUAUGGUGAUAAGUGUAAUAAUCUGUGUACAUGUGAUAAUGGUUGUUUUUGUCAUCAUGUUACUGGAAGCUGUAAUUUGUCA
Molecule: messenger RNA, 1532 nt
Organism: Lottia gigantea (owl limpet)
Lineage: Eukaryota; Metazoa; Mollusca; Gastropoda; Lottiidae
Exons: 9
Source: RefSeq, a predicted model, not a curated record